AACACCCUUGAUGAAAAUGGAUUAGAACAAGGUGAGAUAUAUGAGAAAGAAAAUGAGAAUCUAAGAUUGUUGCCAAGCAAAGGUAAGGAAUAACAAUAUAUUUACCAUUUAAUCUUGAAAGAGAUUGCUGGCAACUGUCUUAUCUGGCGAGCUUCCUCUUUGUUUCUUUCUUUCUUUCCUCACUACCUAAACUAGCCUUGCCUAAUCGACCUGACAAAGACAAAACCAUUUUCUCUUUGUGAAAGAUCUUGCAAUAUAUGACUUGUUUCUUUCUUAGUCUUCCUCUUUAGCGUUUGUGGUCACACAAUUAUGCUUGCUUAGAAGGAACUUGGUUUGACAAAGAUGGGGAAAACAAGCAAAUGGCUAAGAAGUAUCUUGACAGGGAAGAAGGACAAGGAUGUUAAGGAGAAGGAGUAUUCUCCACUUGCCACUGACAGUCCCAAAACUCCAAUAUCAAUACCACAACCAACACCAAAGGAGAAAAGAAGAUGGAGUUUUCGAAGAUCAUCUGCCACCGCCGCUGCAGCCACUCCAAAGGAGAUAAAUUCUACAGAACAGUUCUCCAUGACUCCACCAAGUGUUCUACAGGCUGCAAUUGAAGCCGAGAAUGAGCAGAAAAAGCAUGCCAUGGCUGUUGCAGUAGCCACGGCUGCAGCUGCUGAUGCAGCAGUGGCUGCAGCACAGGCUGCGGCUGCUGUGAUUCAGUUAACUGCGGUAGCCAAUGAAGGAGGGAAUGACAUUGCAGUUGAAGAGGCCGCAGCCAUAAAAAUUCAAUCUUAUUUCCGCUCUUAUCUGGCAAGAAAAGCAUUGUGUGCAUUGAAAGGAUUGGUGAAGUUGCAGGCAUUGGUGAGAGGUCAUCUUGUGAGGAAACAAGCUAAGGCUACUCUCCGGUGUAUGCAAGCCUUGGUAACAGCCCAAGCACGAGCUCGAGCUCAGAGGAUCCGAAUGAAUGAUGAUACAAAAUCUAUCACUAAUCAUAGACCUUCUACUGCACACAGAAAAUCAGUACAGGACAAUUGGCUCAGGACUAAUCCAUAUAAUGACACAGACAUAGGCAUGGAAGAAAACAUCAAGAUAGUAGAGAUGGAUCUCGGCGGAUCAAAGGGAUCAACAAAGAGCAGAAGCAGCUAUUCAAUUCAAUCACAAACAGAAAAUAAGCAAUUUUCAUCUAAUAAUCGACAAAGCUCAAGACAAGAAAAUUACCACCACCACCAGCAGGUGUCACCAGCACCAUCAGCACUUACAGACAUGAGUCCAAGAGCUUGCAGUGGACAUUUCGAAGACUACACAUUUGGCACAGCUCAAAGUAGUCCUCAUUACUACUGCGCAAUUUCCAAACCUGACCCAUCAAAGCUACCAUUUGCCUUUCCAAGGCCAGACUAUGAAGAAGAAGAAGACGAAGAAUCACUCUCUUAUCAUCAUGACUACCCAUUGUAUCCAAAUUACAUGUCAAACACAAAAUCUUCAAUUGCCAAGGUCAGGUCACAGAGUGCACCAAAGCAAAGGCCAGAGACACUGGAAAGGCCACCCAGCAGCCGGCGCAGGACAUCUAUAGAAGGAAGGAAUGUGCCAAGAGCUGUGAGGAUGCAAAGGUCAUCUUCACAUGUUGGUGCAGCCUCUCAAAACUACCAAUAUCCAUGGUCAAUCAAGCUUGACAGGUCCUUUGUUUCUCUUAAGGACAGUGAGUGUGGCUCAACUAGUACACUGCUCACUAACACAACAAAUUACUACUGCAAAUCUGUUGUGGCCUAUGAUGUGAGUAUUCUUACUAUUACCACUUAAAAUUUAUGUGAUUAUAGAUAUUAGAGUCUCAUCAUAUUCAAUGGUUAUUUAUUUAUUUAUUUAUUUACCUUUUUUGUGUGGCUGCAGUCUCAUGGAAAUAGGUACUAAUUGCCCAACAAUACCAACAAGAAGAAAUAUGCAGAUUUUUUAUUAUUUUUUUUUUUCAUGACAAUGUGGUCAAAAUCUUGACGCAGCUUAAUUUCUGACUCAACCCAUCUCAGAGUUUCUUUUUUUUUUUUCUUAAAAAAAAAAUAAGAAAAUACAUAUUUUUUUUUCAUUGUAAUUGCAGAAUAAUUGUGUAUCCCGAAGUGUACUUUGUAGAGUUUGUUCCAUUUUGGAUGGUUUGUAAUUCAAUUUGGCAAAAAUGUUCUGA
Molecule: messenger RNA, 2155 nt
Organism: Cannabis sativa
Lineage: Eukaryota; Viridiplantae; Streptophyta; Magnoliopsida; Rosales; Cannabaceae
Product: protein IQ-DOMAIN 19
Exons: 3
Coding region: 343-1782 (479 amino acids)
Molecular function (GO): protein binding
Source: RefSeq, a predicted model, not a curated record